Molecule: messenger RNA, 1989 nt
Organism: Dromaius novaehollandiae (emu)
Lineage: Eukaryota; Metazoa; Chordata; Aves; Casuariiformes; Dromaiidae
Gene: TUSC1
Product: tumor suppressor candidate 1
Exons: 1
Coding region: 43-639 (198 amino acids)
Source: RefSeq, a predicted model, not a curated record
UCCGGCGGCGGGGCGGGCAGGGGCGCUGCGGGAACGGCACGGAUGAGGCGCAUGCGCGUUGAGGACCGGCGCUGGGGCUGUAACGGCUCGGCGUGGAGGGGCCGGGCGGGGCUCGCCGUCGCCGGCAGCGGCGGCCGCGGAGAGGCGGCGGCGUUCGCCGAGCAGGGCGGCGGCGGCUGGCGCGGCGGCGGCUGGCGGGGCCAGUCGCGGGGCUCGCUGCAGCAGCUGGCGGAGCGGUACGCCGACCUGGCGGCCAGCCACCGCGAGGCGCUGCGUCAGCGGGAGGAGCGGGAGUGGCACAACGCGCGGCUGCGCCAGGAGAACGCGCGGCUGCGCCUGGAGAACCGCCGCCUGCGCCGCGAGAACCGCAGCCUCUUCCGCCAGGCCCUGCUGGGGCCCGGGCCCGGCCCCGACUGCUCCGCCGCCGGCGACGCCGCGGCCCUGCGCGACCAGCUGCGGCGGCUGCAGGAGAAGCACCGCCGGGCCGUGCAGCACCUGCGGCGCUGCCGCGCCGCGGGCGGGCCGGCGGCGCCGGAGCUGGACGACGGGGAGCUGGAGGAGCUGCUGGAGGAGGACGCGCCGCCGCCGCCGCCCCCCGAGCAGCCGCUGGAGCAGAGGAGCCUGGUGCCGCCCGUGUAGUCGCCGCGCGCCGGGCUGCGCGGAGGGGACGGGUGCCGCCCGCGGGCGCCCUCCGGGGCCGCCUCCCGGAGACAGCCUGGCGGAGGGCUCCGUCCCGCUUUUAUCCUCCCAGCACGCCGCCACCCCCCAAAAUGUGCGGCGCGGCAGCGCUGAGCGUGACCGAGGAAAAGGGGCUGCAGCUGCACGGCUGGCGUGCAGCGCAGGCCGGUGGUUUAGCCAAGGCGGUUGCUGCCGUGGAGAAAAUAAGCACAGUAAAGGAACAGUUGGUGUCAGGCCACCUCCCAGCAUUGAGUUAGGUAGCUGCCUCUCUUGCUCUCAUUAUGGGGACUUACUGUGAAUUACCAUUCUCGUUUUUUCCGGUCUGAGUUAGCAGGUGUCACGUAGCCCUUAGUUGCCACAGAGACUAUCAGAAAGUGGCUCUAACUAGUCCUUGGUGGUCUGUGCGUGUCUGUGAUGAAAGGGGGCGGAGGAAGACGUUUGCCAGCUUUUGUCCGAACUUCAGUGAAAGUUGGCCAUCCUGAACGCUUCUCAAUUGCUUGGACACCGACGGCAAAAGACUUUCUGUAUCUUUCAUGAUGGGCUUUGUUGACCGUCACGUGGAUUUUGGUUUCGGUUUGGCACUUUCCCAUAAAACUGCAGAAACUAAAUAAAAACUUGACACACCAAAUGACUGUCUUAAAUGUGAUUUGUAGCAGGCAGUUAUUUUGGUAUUGUAGGUGAAAUGCCCUUCAGAACUUCGUAACAUUCUUCCUCAAACUUUGAGGAAUUUGUCGUUUUUCAGACCUUUCUUCCUUGAGAAAAUCUAUUUGAAAUCAAGCCUUGUAAAGAAUUGAGACUUCAGUUGGUUUUGUAACACUUCCUCAGUUUUUAUCAUUUAAAAGCUGUCUGAUGUCUGAGGUUUCAGAUUGAUUCCUUAAGGCUUCAGUAGCCAAGCCCUACUUCAGCUCAGGGAUGAGGUCAUAGUUAAUGUAACAUUAAUAAGGCAUAAAAUCCUUCCUUUCCAAGUAUCUUGGAGUAAAACUUUUGAAAAGAGUAGUUGUUAUUCCUUUGUAUAAUGUCAACAUAAGCCUUUAAUCAUAAAGUGCUAUAGAGCUUGUUAAGUCAACACAUCUCUUUGGAUCAAAUAAAUACAUUCUAAAAGUGUCAAAAAAACUCCUGGCUUGUGCAGUUAAUCUCUCUUUGAGAAAUCUUGAAUGUUCGUGUCUGGAUGCGUUGUUUGUUAUUUUUUGUAAAAGAGGAUGUGUUCUCAGAAAUGCUUAAGUUGAUAAAUGCUGAAGAAUUACAGCAGGUACAAUCAGGACAACAAUGUUGUCUAUUUUAAUAAUCUAUUAAAGUAGAUUAUUGAUCUUG